Phaedon cochleariae (mustard beetle) is the source of this 1158-nucleotide messenger RNA. NCBI's taxonomy places the organism in Eukaryota, Metazoa, Arthropoda, Insecta, Coleoptera, Chrysomelidae. The record is from the annotation of a GenBank genome assembly.
AUGAACCUUGAUCUACUUAAAGUAGCUAUGGCUCUGAGAGGUUUGAAAGUUUUGGAAUUCAAUGGUUUACUUCCAGUUCCAUUUUGUGGAAUGGUGCUGGCUGGUAGUGUUACGAGAAUCGACAAGAUUGGAUUCGACACAACUUUAGACUGCCUUGGAAAUGGUAAAAAAUCUAUUAGUCUAGACCUGAAACAUCCUAAAGGAGUUGACAUUGUGAAAUGUCUAUCUCGUAAGUCUGAUGUUCUUAUAGAACCGUUCCGCAGAGGGGUCAUGGAAAGACUAGGAUUGGGACCGGAUGUGCUAUUGAAAGACAACCCUGAACUAAUAUAUGCUAGGCUAACCGGCUAUGGCCACAUAGGACCUUACAGUAGAAAUGCUGGUCAUGAUAUCAACUACCUAGCAUUAUCGGGCUUGCUCUCUACAUUUGGCCGUUAUGGUGAAAAUCCCAAUCCACCUGUUAACCUACUAGCUGAUAUAGGAGGUGGUGGACUUACUUGUACAUUAGGCAUACUUCUUGCACUGAUAGAAAGAAGUAAAUCUGGUUUAGGCCAAAUUGUAGACAACACAAUGGUGGAAGGUUCUGCAUAUUUGGGUAGCUGGUUGUAUCGAGCCAAAAAACACCAGCUCUGGGGUAAUGAAAGGGGCAGGAAUACUUUAGAUGGCGGAAGACACUAUUAUGAAGUAUACAAGACCAAGGAUGGCAAGUUUGUAACUGUGGGUGCGCUGGAGCCUCAGUUUUAUAAAGUACUGCUCAAAGGUUUACAACUCACAGAAGAAGAAGCCCCUCAAGUAAGCAGUUCUAGAGAGUAUGAAAAGGUGAAAAAUAUCUUCAAGAAGAAAUUUCUAGAAAAAACUAGAGACGAAUGGAGUGAGAUUUUUGGAUACACAGACGCUUGUGUUGCCCCUGUUUUAACAAUUGAUGAAGCCCCUCAUUUCCCUCACAAUGCCAUUCGAGACUCUUUCGUCAAAACAGGGGAUAUAGUUGCUCCAAAUCCUCAUCCAAGAUUGAGUAACACUCCAGGAGUCUCCAAAGCUACGGAACCUUUGCCAGAAACUGGAGAACAUACCAAAGAAAUUUUGGUUGACUUGGGUUUCACAUCUGAGGAAAUUCAUCAUCUUCAAAGGGAUAGGGUUAUUGAAUGCUUUCAAGCAUCUUGA